Diuraphis noxia (Russian wheat aphid) is the source of this 724-nucleotide messenger RNA. RefSeq names its product telomerase-binding protein EST1A-like. Lineage: Eukaryota; Metazoa; Arthropoda; Insecta; Hemiptera; Aphididae. Gene Ontology annotation, biological process: nuclear-transcribed mRNA catabolic process, nonsense-mediated decay. The record is from RefSeq and is a predicted model, not a curated record. Gene Ontology annotation, cellular component: telomerase holoenzyme complex. Gene Ontology annotation, molecular function: telomerase RNA binding; protein binding; telomeric repeat DNA binding.
GAAAGAAAUAUGGAUACACCCAGAUGGCAGCAAACGUUCUCAUAGGACAACAUCAUCCACUGAACCAAAUCAAGACAUUGAUGAGGAAGAACUAUCAAAAUUGUCUCAGUCUGAAGUUAACAAAAGGUUCAUUGUAAGUUUUCUACACGUUCACGGAAAGCUGUUUACUAAAGUUGGUAUGGAGAGUUUUCAAGAUACUGCAUUACAAAUGUUAAGGGAAUUUCGCAAAUUAUUAUCAAAUACACCRAUACCUAUCAUCCCGACAAGGUUUUUGCAGUAUUUGGCUUUGAACAUGUUUUCAAUUGAAUAUAGUCGUCCAAAAGAAACACACGUAGAGCAAGGAUAUUGGUCUACAGUUCAUGAAUGUGCAUUGGCAAUGUCAUUACAAAUGUUUAGCUUGAUYGUUGACCGAUGCAAUCAACUUUUGAAAGACAUCUUGAAUAAAGAUGAUGGAUCCACAGCUAAACAGUUAAUUGGUAGUGACAUAGAUUUUUUGUUACCACCCAUAAAGGUAUGGUGUGAUUGGCUUCUAUGUAAUUCUAAAGUAUGGAAUCCACCCCCAUCGUGUUCAGAUUAUAAACUCUCUGGGACUGGAGAUUGUUGGUGUCGAUUAGCUUCUCUAGUAAACAAUUUAGAAAAAUUUCGAGAGCGUUUUAAAUUAGUUUUGAAUGAGCCUGACGAUAGCGAUCCAAGUAAGAGAAAAAAAUCUAAUUUUUUUGUUUGA